This is a messenger RNA of Caenorhabditis remanei, 612 nucleotides long. RefSeq lists its product as uncharacterized. The transcript is spliced from 4 exons. NCBI's taxonomy places the organism in Eukaryota, Metazoa, Nematoda, Chromadorea, Rhabditida, Rhabditidae. The record is from RefSeq and is a predicted model, not a curated record. The coding region runs from base 1 to 612 and encodes 203 amino acids.
AUGCAACAACCAGCACACGACCAUUCGAAUUGUGUAAGAGAUGCUAUGCGCACACUUCAACAGAGAGCCAUUAUUCUCAAUAGAAAUUUUGAAAACGGAAGAGAAACUGAUCAGCUAUUCCCAACUUUGCAUGAAAACGUCCGUGAUAUGUUGGAGAUAGUGCGUAGAGAUCCCGCGAAUUGUCUGGCUCCUUGUCCAAUGCCACAAUUUCCACAACAGCCCCAUCUUGUAAAUUAUACGAACGUGAUCGACCAAUUUUUGAAUAGUAAUCCCACGAUUGGAGCGUGCUCUGUUUUUAGACUUUCCGAUAAUGAGACAAUUAUUAGGAAUGGAUUCUUUUUCAACUUAACUAACGCUGAAAAAUCGGAGUUGGUGUCAUAUUUCGGACCAAAGAGAAAUGCAAAAAAUAAACGAAUCACACUUGACAACGAGACAUUUCGAUUCUGUGCUCACAAAAUGAUACUGUACGGGAACACGGAAAAUGAGUUCUAUUACUUCACUUGCCUCAAAACGAAACGAGUCGUUAUCGCGUUUUUCGGGCGAAGGAGUUUCAUGCAAUUACACAGACCGGUAUGGUGGCUUGGUGAAAAUCUAAAGAAUCAAGAGAACUGA